This is a messenger RNA of Aspergillus nidulans FGSC A4, 822 nucleotides long. RefSeq lists its product as uncharacterized. The record is from RefSeq and is a predicted model, not a curated record. The transcript is spliced from 4 exons. Lineage: Eukaryota; Fungi; Ascomycota; Eurotiomycetes; Eurotiales; Aspergillaceae. The coding region runs from base 1 to 822 and encodes 273 amino acids.
AUGCCCUCCUACCUCAUCACCGGCGUAUCCCGCGGCAUUGGCUUCGAGUUCCUCCGCCAGCUCUCAGCAGACCCGGCCAAUCUCGUCAUCGGCCUUGUACGCAACAAACCUGCAACAGAGGCCAAGGUCUCCCAGGACCUGAAGAGGGAAAAUAUUCGCAUUGUCGAGGGCGAUCUCGCCGACUAUGAUUCCAUCAAGAGAGCAGUAGAGGCCAUCGGAAAGAUUACUCCCAGCCUUGACUACUUGAUUGCGAAUGCGGCAUUGAUCUCGUCAUGGUCUGCUUAUGAUGGACUCGGUGACCUCCUUCACAGGGCCGUCAGAGAUCCUGCAAAGCUCGACGAAGUUUUUCUCUCUUCAAUCAGAACCAACGUCCUUGGCAAUAUCCACCUCUUUUCCCUCCUCAUCCCGCUGAUCCAGAAGAGCGACAUCAAAAAGGUCAUCACCAUCACCUCCGGCAUGGCCGACCUCGACUUCAUCACGCAGUACAAUAUCGCCGUUGCAGCCCCCUACAGUAUCAGCAAGGCCGCCAUGAACGCUGCUGUUGCAAAGUUCAGCGCGCAGUACCGCAAGGACGGGAUUCUGUUCCUCGCUCUCUCGCCGGGCUUGGUCGACACGGGUAACUAUGAUGAUGCGACGCCCGAGCAGCUAGCCGCGGCCGGGAAGAUGUUCCAGCAGUUUGCGACGUAUGCGCCGGCUUUUAAGGGGCCGAUCUCGCCGGCGGAGUCGGUGGGUUUCCUACUAGAUGUCAUUGAACGAGCGCAUGUGGAUAGGGGCUAUGCGGGGGCGUUCCUGUCGCAUUAUGGGAAUAAGCAGUGGCUUUGA